GCCUGACUGUUGUCAUUCUGUGGGGAUGUAAAAAUAUGUGUCUGUACUGCCAUGAUUAGUUUCGUGAGCAUCUCAAUAUCUUUUCCUAGAGGAGCGACAAAUUAAUUGUCAUGGCUGACAUUUUGGAGGCAGUGUUUAGAAGGCAUACUUGUUCUAUUACAGCCUCCUCAGGAGACGGGAGCAUGUUGUGUCACAGCCCUACUGAAUGUAGUUCGGUGGUCGUCGUUGGAGAGCGGGGCGUCAGCAGCGCACUGUUAUUCCUGACCGCAGUAACAGCUGCCUCAGAACUUGGCCACAAAGUUCUGUUUUACACCCAUACUGUCAUUCAAAAGUUUCCAAUUCCAGUCAAGGAGUCCGUGACUAGCUUGAAACCAGACAGUCUGAAGAAAAUCCAGUUUGUGUACCCCAGAUCUUUAGAGGAGCUGCUACUGAGCGUGGCCUCACUGCAUGAGCAGAGCUCCGGGGCAGCUGCUGCCCCGUCUCUGGUGCUGGUGGACGGGCUGGACGCUUACCUGCGUGGGACGGGGGAAGGUGCCGGAGGGCCCCAGAGAGAGGAGUUGAGAGCCACGGCACACCUGGCAGCUCUGCUGACCGACACGUCCUCCUUCUUCACCCGCACGCGUGAGAAAUCGGAGGCGAGUAGAGGUACAGAGAGGGGUGCUGCGCUCCCGUGCCGUGUCAUCGUGUCCUACCACUCUGACUGGGAAGCAGUGACUACUGAUCCUGUGUUGUCCGUGCUAGAUCGUUACAUACCGACUCGCUGCACCUUGGUUCAGGACUUGACCAUGCGUUCCAUGGCCGGUGGGGAUGAGUUACGGCAUGAUUGGCAGGUGUAUCUCAAUGGGGCAGGGGUUAGGCCCGGGGCUGCCAACAGACAGCAGUGGCAUUUAGCUGUUCAUGCCAAUGGUGCUAUGAAGUUUUCUCCAACCAGCAAACUGAGAGAGCCUAAAGACUCAGAUCAGCAAAAGGAAGGGGUUCAAAACCUGUUGCAUUCUACAUAAUAUGUUCCCCUCUUUCCUAUUGAGUGGAAGACUGAAGAGGUAGCGUGUGUAUGUACAUAUGUAUACAGUAUGUGUAUAUGCAUACAUACAUACAUACACACACACUACCACUUCAGUGUAUAUACAUAUCAUUAGAGACAUAGGGAGAGGUGUUCAGGUGAAAACUUAUUGUCAAUAGCAAUAUUGUCACCUGCUAUUACACAAAGAAAAGAAGACACAAUUUAUGGGGAUGAAGUUUAUGUAU
Messenger RNA from Sardina pilchardus (European sardine), 1245 nucleotides. It is a transcript of the gene swsap1, whose product is annotated as SWIM-type zinc finger 7 associated protein 1. The transcript has 2 exons. Bases 111 to 1001 code for a protein of 296 amino acids. Gene Ontology annotation, cellular component: Shu complex. The record is from RefSeq and is a predicted model, not a curated record. Gene Ontology annotation, molecular function: single-stranded DNA binding. Lineage: Eukaryota; Metazoa; Chordata; Actinopteri; Clupeiformes; Clupeidae. Gene Ontology annotation, biological process: double-strand break repair via homologous recombination.